Rotaria sp. Silwood1 is the source of this 2865-nucleotide messenger RNA. NCBI's taxonomy places the organism in Eukaryota, Metazoa, Rotifera, Eurotatoria, Philodinida, Philodinidae. The record is from the annotation of a GenBank genome assembly.
AUGUUUGGAUGUUUUGUUCUACUAUGUUUUAUCCAUGUGAUAGACACAAAUAACGUUAUUAAUUUUGUUCCAUAUGGUAUUGAAUAUAAUGAUAAAAUCUUUGAACAAAAACUUAGCGAUAUAACUGAUCCAAUAUUAAUUUCUGUUCGAUAUCCUUUCUUUAAUCAAUAUUAUGAUAAAGUUCGUAUUUCCAAUCAUGGUUUAAUCAUAUUAGGAAAUCAUAGUUAUGCAUCAUCACUUAAAAUACCAGAUCAAUUUCCUCUUCAAGAUUUAGUUUGUAUUGCACCUUAUUGGAUUGAUACAAACAUUACAGAUGAUUCAAUUAGUAAGAUUUUUUAUCGUGAAAUAUUACUUAAGAACGAACCUAAUAUCCUUUUGCGAAUAAGUGAAAGUAUACGUAAUGGAUUUUCUAAAUUCGCUGCUCAACGAAUGUUCUGGGCAUUUGUUGUCACUUGGUAUGAAGUACCUAACAGUAUAAAUUCUACAAGUCGUAAUACUUAUCAAGCAAUAUUAACUACUAAUGGAUUUUAUUCAUUUAUUUUAUUCAUCUAUCAUCAAUUACAAUGGUCACAGGGUUCAUUAGGUAUUCAUUCACAAAUUGGAUUUAAUACUGGUGAUAAGAUUAAUUAUUAUAAACUGAAAAAGUCUUUUUCACCCUUAGUAAUGACUAUUGUUAAUGAUUCAAAUAUUGGUGUACCUGGUCAAUUUGUAUUUCAUACGUCAGGUAACUUUAGUAAUGUACAAUGUGUAACAUCUACUGGUUUACAAGUUUCUCCAUUUCGUGGUUCAAUUUAUGGUGGAUAUGAAUUUCGAUUGCAUGGUAUUUGUUUUAAUAAAUCUGCUUAUGAAAUACAUAUUGAUAAUCAAAUACUUGAUGAUUGUCGUGUACUCAAUACUUUAUAUAUUAUUUGUGUUAUGCCUAUGUUGAUGGAUAGUGGUAAAAUCAAUAUUGAACUAUAUGAACAAGAAGAUCAGAUUCUUAUCGAUUCUACUGAAUUUCUUGCUCAUGUACCAGAAGAUCAUGGUGAAUUAAUACUAAGUAAUUAUGGAAAUUUUACUCAUCAAAUAAUUGAUCCAAAUAAUAAUGAAUUAGUUCUUCAAUUUCAAUCGAAUGCAAUUACACGUAAAUAUCUUUUUCAAAUUGUUAUAUAUGAUUAUGCAACACAAUUAUCAUCUGAUAAUCAAAUGCUUUAUAAUCGUACUCGACAACGGAUUGAUCUAGGAUUAGGUUAUCUUAAUUUAUCAUCUAUUGGAAAUCUUACUAUUGGUUAUAAUAUGAUUUUUCCUGUAAAAACCGAUCCCAAUGAUCGUGUUCAUGCAUUACAAAUUUCAUUUGAAAUGAAAAAAGUUCGUGAAUGGUUUCGUUCGGCUCUAUUUUUCGGUGCUAAGAUCUUUACAGCUGCAACAUCCUUACAUGCUGCAUAUUGUCCAGCUUGGUUACUCAUGCAGAGUGAUCCAACUCAAUAUAUUGAACAGAUUCCAGUUUGUGCUUGCCAAGUACCGACACAACCAUGGCUUGAAGAAUUUAUGGGCUUUCGAAUUGAUGAAGGUUGCGAUGGUCGAAAAUCUAUUGAAGAAACAUGUUAUUAUCACAAAAAAGCCAGAAGUUGUUAUCGAAAAAAAUCGGAUAUAAGUUGGGCUGGUGCUCAAUGUUGUUAUGAUGAACAAGGAAAAUUUAUUGAACAUGGAAAAGAAGGUGCUGGAACACUUGAUGUUAUAUCACCAGAUGCAAAUAGUUGGUUCGAAAAACGUUUAAGUAUGUUUGGUCAUUUCUUUUCUGAUUUUCUUUCGUAUUGGUCUUGUUGUCGAAGUUCUUUAAUGAGUGAAGCAAUGUGCAAAGCUUAUUACGAUUAUCGUCCUGCAGGACGAUGUGAAAACAUAGAAUCUGAAUCAAUGGAUAUACAUAGAAAUUCUUAUUUUAUUACACUUAAUGGUAUUUCAUAUACAUUUCGAGGACAAGGUGAAUAUAUAUUAUUAUCUCUUCCAAAACUUAAUGGUCUAGAAGUUCAAGUACGUCUUGCAUCUAAUGGUGACGAUAAUAAAACAGAUUCAACGGUUGGAAUUAUUGCUUUUGUUAUUGGUCUUGUAGAAACUAAAAAACGUGUUCAAUUUGAACUUUUUCCAAUGCAUCAACUUCUCGAAAUUCGUAUUGAUACACGAGUGAUUGAAUUACCUGAUGAAGAAUUUAUUGUACCUAUGAUUAUUUAUGAAGAUGAAUAUGUGAAAAUAAAACGUAAAGUUAAUGGUGCAUUUAAAAUUUGGUUUCAUGGAAGUCCUCUUCAAUUUCGUGUUCAUAUUCGUCCAACAUUCGAUUUUUUUGAUCUUGAGACACUAUUAGAGCAAGAAAAGUUUAGUCAAUUACCUACACCAUCGUAUGGUUUACUUGGUGAUCUUAAUGGUCUUAUGUUUCCUAAUGGAACACGAAUAUCAAUUAAUGAAAGUGAUGAAAAUAUUUUAUUCGAAUAUAGUGAAUCAUGGCGUGUAUUACAGAAUAGAUCACUUUUUUAUUAUUUAUUUGUUAAUAUUGAUCAUCGUCAACCAUUGUCAUCUGACAUUGAAUUUAACUCUUUCAAAAACGUUUUUCAAGGAACUAAUAAUAGUGUGACAUUAACCCAACAAAAUUUGAAUGAUGAAGAAUUACAACAAGAUCAAGAAUAUUGUAUACAAUGUGAAUCAAGUAUUGAUAAAGAAAGUUCAACGGAAAGUAAUAUACAUCAAUUCCAACAAUAUGAUCAACAUCAUAGGAUAUCAUUAACAGUUUCUAUUGAACAUGAUAUAUUAUUAGAGAAAAAUUUCAAUAUAGCAUCUUAUCGCAAAUGUUCAUAUUUAUUUUUAUUCUUAUACUUUUUACUGAUAAAUCUGUAG